CGGCGAUGAGAAUUAUAACAGAUUUGCGUUUACAGAAUGAAUUGAGCGCUGUUUUCAUCUGCAGUAAGGGAUGCGCUUCUGGACUCGUGUGAAUUAGCCGGCGUCAGGCUUUGUUGUUCAGGAUGGUUAAACUUCGACUACUCAACGUGAUUGCCCCUGCAUACUUCUACACUGCCACUGUGGUCACAUUCGCCCUCUACUUCCUCCUGUUCAUGCCCACUAUUUUCCAAACCCCAGGUGUAGCGUUAAGUCCCUCCAUGCUGGUCCACACUGCCGUCUUUCUGUUCUUCCUGGGGAAUGCUCUGGGUAAUUACACUAUGACUAUACGGUACCCAUCUGAGAGUGCCAAUGAGACCGUUAUUCCGGUCUGUUCACCGGAUUGCUCAGACAGAAUAGAUGCACACUACCUCUUGAAUGGACGCCACUUCUGUAAAGUGUGUAAGAAGGUGAUUCUUAAACGGGACCACCAUUGCUUUUUCACAGGAAAUUGUAUUGGGAAUAGGAACAUGCGUUACUUUAUUAUGUUCAGCAUCUAUACGUCCUGUUGUUGCCUGUACUCCUUGGUAAUUGGGGUGGCCUAUUUCACAAUAGAGUACUCCAUUUCUUUUGAAAACCCAUUGACGUUCCUCACACUUUUGCCCCUGACCACUGGCUAUUUCUUCCUUGGUUUGAUUUCAGGUCUUCAGUUCUUUCUGGUUAUAAUGCUUUAUAUCUGGCUGGGUAUAGGGCUUGUGAGUGCUGGCUUCUGCUGUCAACAACUUCUACUAGUGGCCCGAGGGCAGACCUGGUGUGAGCUGCAAAAAGGUCAAUUGUCAGAGUGCCGUGGUACCUGGCGGGCCAACCUGAGUGACGUUUUUGGUUCACGAUGGGCUCUGGGCCUUUUCCUGCCAGUACAGACUGUUGAGACCAUACCUGGCAACUGGCAGAUCUACCAUGACCACAAACAUGACUAAAGACCUGAAGACUCACUUUUUGCCAUAUCAUUGUGUUCAUCAUAAUUUGACCUGUAUUGUUGUGUGUGAUAAGGGCUUCGAUUAAUUAAAGUUGUAUAAGACCAUCCAGCUGAUCUAGAUUUUUAGUGGGUUUCUGUCAUCACUGCACAAAUUAGGAGAGUGUUAUGUAAAGAUAUGGUACAGUACUACCCAUAUCAAUGUCUAUCAGUAGGGGUGCACCGAUUGAUCGGCCACCAAUCGGAAUCAGCCGAUAUCCUUCUUAAAUCUGCGAUCGGCCAAUCGUGCCUAGAUCUAGGGCCGAUUUGUUUUGC
Messenger RNA from Xyrauchen texanus (razorback sucker), 1264 nucleotides. It is a transcript of the gene zdhhc22, whose product is annotated as zinc finger DHHC-type palmitoyltransferase 22. The transcript is spliced from 3 exons. Gene Ontology annotation, biological process: protein palmitoylation. Gene Ontology annotation, cellular component: Golgi apparatus. The record is from RefSeq and is a predicted model, not a curated record. The coding region runs from base 123 to 953 and encodes 276 amino acids. Gene Ontology annotation, molecular function: palmitoyltransferase activity. NCBI's taxonomy places the organism in Eukaryota, Metazoa, Chordata, Actinopteri, Cypriniformes, Catostomidae.